Messenger RNA from Penaeus vannamei (Pacific white shrimp), 882 nucleotides. RefSeq lists its product as uncharacterized. The record is from RefSeq and is a predicted model, not a curated record. NCBI's taxonomy places the organism in Eukaryota, Metazoa, Arthropoda, Malacostraca, Decapoda, Penaeidae.
AUGAGACUACUGAUUGCAGCCUUCGUUACUGCAGCGUACGCUGCGCCACAAGGAUAUAGUCCUCCAUCCUCGGGAGGUGGAGGUGGCUUUUCCGGGGGAGGAGGAGGAUUUUCUGGAGGUGGAGGAUUUUCCGGAGGAGGAUUCUCUAGUGGUGGAGGAUUCUCUGGCGGGGGAGGAAUCUCCAGUGGUGCAUUCUCCGGCAGUGGAGGUGGUGGUGGAGGGUCUGGGUAUGGAGGAGGCGGAUGCAGAGCGGGAGAGGUUCUGCAUGUUGACGGCUCCUGUGUCGUUCCCAUAAUCUCACGCAACGUAUUUGUCUAUGACGCUCCCGAACAGCAAGAAGAAAGCGGUCCACCGCCAAGUAUUCCUCCACCAAGAAUCGACCACAACAUCCUAUUUGUCCGCGUUCCUGAGAAGGGAGCAGCGCCCGAGCCAAUCAUCGUUCCUCCACCAAGGCAACAGAGCGUGGUGUACGUCCUGAACAAGGACGAUGGAGGAGGAGGACAGCAAGUGAUCGAAGUGACAGCUCCUCCCCCGUCCAACCCUGAGGUUUACUUCGUCAACUAUGCUGAAGGAGACAACCCUCAACUGCCCAUUGGAGUUGAUCUCCAGACUGCUCUCCAAGCGGCUGCCAACGGCGGAGGACAAGUCAUCGGCGGAGGCGGAGGAGCAGGCGGAUUUGGCGGUGGUUCCGGAGGCGGAUUUGGCGGUGGUUCUGGAGGCGGAUUUGGCGGUGGUUCUGGAGGAUUUGGCAUUUUGGCGUGGUUCUGGAGGAGGAUUUUGGUGGUGGAUUUGGCGUGGUUCAGGUGGCGGAUUUGGAGGUGGAUCCGGUGGUGGAUUUGGCAGUGGUUCCGGAGGUGGUUCAGGCGGUGGUCUUGGUGGUAG